AUGAACCAGACCGCGAACAGCAUGGAACUGAAGGCGGAACGGCGCGAAACCGGGGAGCCAGAGGAGGACGACGACGGUCAGCCUUCGUCGAGCGCCAACGAUGGUGGUGGCAAUUCGGACCAGGAGAUAGUGGUCGGCAUCGACGAGGAUCACAUCAAGUUUCUCACCAGCAUGCAUUCGGGCGAUGAGGAGCCCUCCAACGGGCACCCCGCACUGGCGGUAAAUGGUGGUGGUGGUGGUGGGGCCGGAACUGCGGGCAAACUCGCCCACCGCAAACAACAGCAACAUCAACAGCAGCUGCAGCAUCAUUCCGUUCGAUUGAAUGGCAUUUUCAACGGAAGAAAUGGUAAAGCACAGCCAACUGCGUUCGGAAACGGUAGCAGAGCAUCGAACCUUGCGUUUAGCGAGGAUUCGGAUGACGAUGACAGUGAUGAUGACGAGAUGGCGGACUCAUCAUCAGAUGACGAUGAGGACGUGAUGGCGACGGCGGCCUCGAUCCUCUCGAAAACGGCUCAGCGAUCGUCGGAUUGUAAGUAGGCGGUUUCGCACUACACUCGCCGGUAUCGGUGCGACCUGUGUCCAAGGGCCUUCCACCGGCCGGACUUUCUGCAGUACCAUAUGCGGACGCACGAGAAGAGCAAUUCGUUCGAGUGUAAGCUUUGCUUCAGCAUCUUCGCGUCGGAUCCGGCGUUCGCCCAUCACAUCCGCACCGAGCACGCCGGGAUGGGGUUGGCCGAUGCGCUGCCGCCGGUACCGGAGUCCGAGGCCCGUUUUGCCGCGUGCACGUACUGUGACAAAACGUUCGCCGAUGGCGAUCAGCUGGAGGAUCACCUCCACCAGCAGCAUCUCGGGAUGCGACCGUUCAAGUGCAACAUGUGCCCGAAAGCCUUCAUCCGGAUGGAUUUUCUGCAGUGCCAUUACGCCAAGUAUCACAACUUUCACCGGUUCGGUGUGAUCGGUGCAGGAGCCAACGGAGGAAUGGGUGGUGGCGGAGGAGGAUUGUACUCCGGUACGUUUGAUCCGAUCGAAAGUGUUGUGCAGCGCGCAGCGAUGACGAUGGGAGGCCACGCUGGUGCUGCUGCUGGUGGUGGCCUUGGUGACGGUCACGGCGGAGGCGGUGACCAAGGUGCAUCGUUCCAGGCGGCCGGCCAGCCACGGUUGUCGGUACGGAAAAUGGAAGAUUUGCUCGACGGACACGGUGGCAUGGCCGGAGGGCGCCGUUUGAUGCUGGCCGUGGCCGGCGCAGAUUAUUCGCGCCGAACGUCACACACGGGCACCACGCUCGGUAGCAGUUCGAGUGAGGAGGACGACGAUGACGACGAGGAACUGAUGGUGUUGGGCGACGAUGACGUUGCAAUGGGCGGUGCGGUGAGUCACGAUAACCGGAAACGAAAAGCCGGCCCAACGCUAACAAACGGUGGCAAAGCGCGCCCAGCGACAAAGAAGAAGCCAACGGUCGGGCUGGUGGCCAAGGCUGGAGUGCCGGCGGUUGUUACGGUCCUGCCUCCGGAGGAAGUGGGUAAAUUUCGGUGCCCAGUUUGCGAGCGACGCUUUGUCCGCGAGCCGGAACUCAUGGCUCACGUGCGCGUUCACCCGGAUCUGCCCACUUACAAGUGUCCGCUGUGUGAACUAACCUUUAUUGGAUCGGACUACCUGAAGGGUCACCUGAAGAAGCACGUCGUUGGUGAUGGUGAAGAUCCGGACGCGCCCGGUGCGAUCGACAUGAAAACAUUGAACGAAGGAACUGCUGCUGCACCGGGCCUUUCAUCGCCUCCGUCUUCCACACUCACCGCAAACCGUCCAUCUUCUACCGUCUCCGCGUCGGGUGCCAGUAAGUUGCCAUCGAAACACCCAUCGAAACCACCGUCCACGGGCAUCUCUCUGUUGAAACCGAUCGAAGAGCGGAAACCACCCGACAGCCAACAGCAGCAGCAGCAGCAGCAUCAUCAUCAGCAACCCCACGAGUACUGCAUCAAAACGGCCGAUGGCAAGUUUAUGUGCACCGUGUGCGAGCGGCUCUUUUCCCACCAACAAACGGUGCGCAUCCACUUUCGCAUCCACACCAACGAAAAGCCGUACAAGUGUACGUUCUGUGGCGAAUCCUACAUACGAUCGGACUAUCUCGAGCGCCACCUGAAGGUACACUUUAAGGACGGUGUUCUUCCGGCUGCCGCGAUCGCCAGUAUGGCAGCGGCCGCUGCUCGAGAUGUGGCGGCGGCCGUCGCGAAUGGACGAGCGGCACCGCAGCCAACAGCUUCUUCAACCCCUCCACCGCCAGCGCUGGUUGCGCCGAAGGAAGAAUUCAUCCACGAAAGCACGACGACGACGACGACGACGACGACGAUCACCACCGGUACGAAAACUCCCACCCCGGGCGCAGGUCCGACGACAUCCACACCGAAACCGCUGAUUGGCAGGGCCGGCUUGGCACCGGAAAACUAUCACUUUGCCGAGUCGAACGAUGGACAGUUUGUGUGCAAGAUCUGCGACAAAGUGUUCGCCCACGUGGCCUCACUGCGGAAGCAUGCGCUGGCCCACACGGAGGAGAAACCGUUUCACUGCGACAUUUGCGAUCGUUCGUUCAAUCGGGUCGACUAUCUGAAGGAACACUUUAAAUCGAAACGCCACUUGCAGCUGGUGGCGGAAGCGGCCGGGGGAAGCGUUGAGAGGACCGUCGAGGAAGAGGAGGAUGAUUCGACGAUGGAUGAUAGUGGGCCACCGAUAACGCCGGUCAUCUCGGUGAAGCGUCACAGCAGCAACAAAGCAAAGGGUACAAAUCGGGGGAAACCGAAGAUUGACAAUAAACUGAACGAGAUGCCCAAUAGCGAUGCCGAUGGUGUGGCGGCGGCGGUACUUCCGAUAGCGGCCAGCAGUUGUGGAAACAGUCGGAGCAGCAACAGUAGCAGUAGUAGCAACAGUUCCAGCAGCAGCAGCAGCAGCAGCAACAGUAAUAGCAGCAGCAGUAGCAGUAGCGGCAGUGGUGACGCCACGCCGGGAACGAAAUCCAUUGCCAACAACUCUUCCGGGGGCGGCGGCGAUGGUGAUGAUGCCGGCCGCGAAAGUAACGGGGGUUCCGUCGGCUCGACGCUUAAUGAAUUCCAUCGGUCCGAUUACGAGCGGACGAGCGACGGGCGCUACCAGUGCAACCGGUGUGAUAAAACGUUCGUUACGGCGGUCACACUCAAGAUGCACAUCCGGCUGCACACGGGCGAAAAACCGUACAAAUGUGACAAGUGCGACAAGGCGUUCAUCAGAUCGGACUACUUGAAGACGCACGAAAAGACGCACCGCCAGCAGUCGUUCCUUAGUCUGCUAGCCUUAACCUCGAAGGAACCGAGUACGGCAUCGGAAGCUGGCGAGGAUUCCGAAGACGGGCACGUUAACGGUCGGAACGAAGUGAGUAGAUCAUCGACGGUGAUGAGCAACGGACCACCACAGGAGGCUAUGGGAAAUAUGUCCGAUAUUUUGAAGGAUUCGAUGGUUGGGAGAAAAGGUGGACCGAGUGUGGAGGACGACGAGGAACCGGAAGAAGACGAGUCCGGCGAGGAAGAGGAUGAAUCGGAGGACAGUGAAGAAGAGGAACAGGUUAUCAAAGUAACGGUCAAGGAUGCAAGUUGCUCGGAGAGUGAAGAAGAAGAUGACGAUGAAGACGAAAAUGAUAAUUUGGGCGAGGAGGAGGAGGAAGCUGAGGAAGAAGAACUUGAUGGCGAUGACCACCAUGGGGAGCGGCAGAAGUUCGGUGUCGACGGUAACAGCGGAAGUGCCAAUCGUGGGACUGGACUAUCGUUGCUGCAGUCGAAGAAAGGAGGCACCAAGUUGGAGCAACAAAGUGAUCAUGGUUUCCAUAGCAACCACAGUCACCUCAGCGACAUUGGUGAAAGUAGUAACAACGGAUACGAUGAUCACGAGGACGAUAGUAUGUCACAGGCGAGCGGUGGUACGGCGGGAGGCGGCUCUUCGUACGGCCAUUACCACCAUCCGGACGAUAUGCACCUGGCGAAUGGUGGCGGAGUGUUGGGGAGUGAUGGUGAUCAGAGAGGCAAACACCGUUGCCCGAUGUGCGACAAACUGUUUGCGUGGCCAAAGUCGCUGAAAAUCCAUCUGCGAACGCACACGGGCGAGAAGCCGUACCGGUGCGACCUGUGUGGCAAGUGUUUCGGGCGGUCCGACAGUUUACGCGGCCACAAGCGAACGCAUGCCGACGAACGGCUCGUUCAGUGCCAUUUGUGUGACGUGAGCUGCCCAAGUGCGACGGAACUGGUGCAACAUCAGCUCGUGGUGCACAACAUUCAGCCGUUGGAGUGUUAGAAAACAAUACCAAUUCGCCAAUGCAAAGCGGCGAGACACACAAAACAUGAGCCGGUGUAAUUGAUUCGGUUUGAACACUCUCUGUUUCGUUUAGUAUCGUUCUCCGAAACGGUGCCAACUGGUUGGUUGGUUCGUAUUCAAUUAUUCCACUCAAAUCGACUGUAAUAUUCUGUAAAUAACAAUCAUGUACUUAGCAUCUAGUAUUUCCCCACACG
Molecule: messenger RNA, 4523 nt
Organism: Anopheles cruzii
Lineage: Eukaryota; Metazoa; Arthropoda; Insecta; Diptera; Culicidae
Product: zinc finger protein 236-like
Exons: 5
Biological process (GO): regulation of transcription by RNA polymerase II
Cellular component (GO): nucleus
Molecular function (GO): RNA polymerase II transcription regulatory region sequence-specific DNA binding; zinc ion binding; DNA-binding transcription factor activity, RNA polymerase II-specific
Source: RefSeq, a predicted model, not a curated record